Molecule: messenger RNA, 2839 nt
Organism: Condylura cristata (star-nosed mole)
Lineage: Eukaryota; Metazoa; Chordata; Mammalia; Eulipotyphla; Talpidae
Gene: GPAT2
Product: glycerol-3-phosphate acyltransferase 2, mitochondrial
Exons: 16
Coding region: 678-2645 (655 amino acids)
Cellular component (GO): mitochondrial membrane
Source: RefSeq, a predicted model, not a curated record
GGCACUGGGCACAACCCUGUUCUCUUUGAACCCAGCUACCUGCUUUCUCUCUCCAGCAGCCUCAUUGCUGGAGAAAGACACAUCUGUUACACCAGCUUUCUGUAGGAGUAUGAUUUUCAAAAAGGUACAAGAUCUCUCCAAGACCCCCUUCUAAGCUCCUCCUCAGACUCCCUAUUGUCAGCGCAGGCCUCACCUGUGAAGCAUCCUGAUGCUUUGAGAAAUGGAAGCUAUCCAGUGAAGACAUGCUGCUGGUCCAUCAUCCCAAUGCUUCUUGCCUUCACACUUCACUUGAAACUGAUUUUCCCUCAGAUCUCUGGCAAAUCCCACUCCUGGGCUUUGCCCCUUCGAUUACCCCCUUCCCUCUUGUUUUACUAACCUCCCCAGUUAUUUCACCUUUCCCAGCAGUUUCAAACAUCAAGCUGGGUGAUGCCUGGAAAGUCUUAGUCUUCUCAACUCCCUUGGGGUAAAUGGAGGCAGGGAGGUACUUUGAAGCUGAUACCAAGAAGCUGCACAUGGGAGAGUCUUAGCAUCUGAGAGGUGUGGGCCUUAGUUUCAGGCUGCCUUCCAGAAUCAGCACCACUCGUCAGCUUUGUUACUGCUCAGCAGCUUCUGUAAUCUCUCUGAGCCUCACUCUCCUUUCCUGUAAAGUGGGGACAGUAAUAAUCAUUGGCUUUGAGAUGCCGUGGGCUCCUGUCUCCAGGGUGGGACCUGCCUCAAAUUCUCUCUCCAGGCUCUGCAGCUGGGCACUGCUCCGGGUCCUCAACUGCCUUUUCCUGAACGUGCAGCUCCACAAAGGCCAAGUGAAGAUGGUCCACAAGGCUGCCCAGGCAGGCUCGCCGAUUGUCCUCCUCUCUACCCACAAAUCACUCCUGGAUGGGAUCCUGCUGCCCUUUGUGCUGCUCUCCCAGGGCCUGGGUGUGCUCCGUGUGGCUUGGGACCCCCGGGCCUGCUCCCCUACCCUCAGAGCUUUGCUGAGGAAACUUGGGGGGCUUUUUCUGCCCCCAGAGGCCAACUUCUCCCUGGACAGUUCUGAGGGAGUCUUGGCAAGAGCUGUGGUUCGUGCGGCUUUGGAGCAGCUACUGGUCAGCAGGCAGCCUCUGCUCAUCUUCCUGGAGGAAAUGCCUGGGAUCCAGGGGCCGAGGCUGUCAGCCCUGGGCCAAGCAUGGCUAGGACUGGUGGUACAAGCAGUCCAGGGGGGCAUUGUUCCAGAUGUUAUGCUGGUGCCAGCAGCUGUCACCUAUGACCUGGUUCCAGAUGCAUCUCGUGAAGUACACGCCUUCGUCCCUCUGGGGCUGUGGACAGGAGCUCUGGCUGUCCUGCGGAGCCUGCGAGUGUGGGGUUCCAGGCGUAGGAUCUGUGCCCGAGUGCACCUGGCUCAGCCCUUCUCCCUGAAGGAAUACACCAUCAACGCCAGAAGCUGCUGGGGCAGCAGGCAGACCCUGGAGCAGCUGCUGCAGCCCAUUGUGUUGGGCCAAUGUACUGUUGUCCCAGACACAGAAAAGGAACAGGAGUGGACCCCAGUAACUGGGCCCCUUCUGGCCCUCAAGGCAGAGGACCAGCUCCUGGUCAGAAGGCUGAGCCGUCAUGUCCUGAAUGCCAGCGUCAUGAGCUCGGCAGUGAUGAGCACAGCCAUCAUGGCAACACUGCUGCUGUUCAAGCACCAGAAGGGCGUGUUCCUGUCGCAGCUCCUGGGGGAGUUUUCAUGGCUGACAGAGGAGACACUGCUCCGUGGUUUUGACGUGGGCUUCUCCGGGCAGCUGCGUUGCCUGGUGCAGCACACACUGAGCCUGUUGCGAGCACACGUGGCCCUGCUACGUGUCCACCAGGGCGACUUGGUGGUGGUUCCAAGGCAUGGCCCAGGCCUCACACAGCUGGCGCAUCUGAGUGCUGAGCUGCUGCCCGCCUUCCUGAGUGAGGCGGUGGGUGCCUGUGCUGUGCGAGGGCUGCUGGCAGGCAGAGUGCCGCCUGAGGGGCCCUGGGAGCUGCAGGGCAUCGAGCUGCUGAGCCAGAAUGAGCUGUACCGUCAGAUCCUGCUGUUGCUGCACUUGCUGCCUCAGGACCUGCUGCUGCUGCAGCCCUGCCAGUCUUCCUACUGCUACUGUCAAGAGGUGCUAGACCGUCUUAUCCAGUGUGGGCUCCUGGUUGCUGAGGAGACCCCAGGCUCCCGGCCAGCCUGUGACACAGGGCGACAGCGUUUGAGUGCAAAGCUGCUGUGGAAACCGAGUGGGGAUUUUACUGAUAGUGACAGUGAUGAUUUCGAGGAGGCUGAGGGCCGCUAUUUCAGGCUUAGUCAGCAGUCUCGCUGCCCCGACUUCUUCCUCUUCCUCUGCCGCCUGCUCAGCCCACUGCUCAAGGCCUUUGCCAAGGCUGCCGCCUUCCUCCACGAGGGACAGCUCCCUGACACAGAGUCGGGCUACGUGGAGCAACUGUUCCAGUUCCUGCAGACCACUGCCCAGGAAGAAGGGUCCUUUGAGUGUGCAGACCCAAAUCUUGCCAUCAGUGCUGUCUGGACCUUUAGAGACCUAGGGGUACUGCAGCAGAAGCCCAGCCCUGCAGGCCCUGUGCUGCAUCUGUCUCCUACAUUUGCCACCCGAGAGAAUCAGGAAAAGCUGGAGCAGUUCAUCUGCCAGUUCAUUUGUAACUAGAAAUGUGAGGUGGCACCCUGCUGAAGACUUCUCAGCCACAGACUGGAGCUGGGACACUGGAGGAUGUUGACUAUAAAAUCUGUAAGGUUUUGAUCAUCUCUUGUUUCUCCAUUUUUUGGUGUGAUAAAUGAGAGGACUGGUUGGGCCCUCUUUUCCCAAGCCCAGCAGUUUUGAGGGGAGGGUAUACGCAUGUG